Papaver somniferum (opium poppy) is the source of this 2905-nucleotide messenger RNA. RefSeq lists its product as uncharacterized. The transcript is spliced from 2 exons. Bases 948 to 2354 code for a protein of 468 amino acids. Lineage: Eukaryota; Viridiplantae; Streptophyta; Magnoliopsida; Ranunculales; Papaveraceae. The record is from RefSeq and is a predicted model, not a curated record.
UUAAAUGCAGUAUUUAUUCAAAAAAAAAAGGAAAAAAAGAAAAAGAAAAAACAAAACAAUUGGAUUGGGAGACACCCUCGACCUUGUUUGUAUCGUCACUGCGCUUGAAACUUGAACACCCUCUUCUCCGGAGACUAUCAAAUCCUCGUCUAUCAAAUCCCUAAAACCCCGAAUCGUAACCAUCUUCUUCAAAACUAUCAUUUCUUCCAAUUUUAAGAACUCUAAUUCCCCCAAAAGAGAAGACGAAGAAGGAGGUAUGUCAAUGCCGAGUCUUCCAGAAGAGAUACAGGUAGAUAUCUUUGUCCGGUUACCAGUUAAUUCCAUUUUAGCAUGUAGGUGUGUAUGCAAGCCCUUGUGUAGUCUGCUUACUAAACCUAAUUUAUCAAGAAUCACCUUAAUCGUUCUAUUCGAAGGAAUAACCCUAGGCUCAUGGUAGAACAUCACCGAUGGCAUAACGUUCGUAAAAACUGUAUGGUUUACUCUGUAGAUUAUGAGUCAAUGUUGUCAUCGACUUUGAGAUCAACAGAUUCAUAUCAGUUUUUAUGUGGAGGAGCCGUUGGGAUGGACUUCCCAUUCGAAUACGAGGCAGGUCUUGCAUGGAUCAAAAAGAAAAGGAAAAAAGGGGAAACUGUUGUGUUUAAAUUUUUGGGGUCUUGUGAUGGUUUGGUUGCCUUGGGCAUUUCUUUUGGUACAGGUUAAUUUGAGGAGGAUAAUAGUUUCUGUAUAUGGAACCCCGCAACUAGGGAAUACAAGAAAAUAUCAGUUCCUCUAUGUGAUUAUGUGGGUUAUAAAGAUGGUUAUGAUUUUUUGAUUUCGAAAGAUUGUUACAAUGUCAGGUAUGGAUUUGGUUAUGCUAGCAGUAUUGAUGAUUACAAGUUAGUGAGAAUUUCGGAUUAUGAAGAUACUGGUUCUUUCAAGAUUGAAGUAUAUGCAUUGGGUUCAGAUUCAUGGAUCCUGCUGAUAAUAUAACAUCAGGUUUGCUUUUCAAGGGAGCUCUUCAUUGGUUAGGCAGUACCACACACCAACAUUCUUCAUCUGAAGUUAUAGUUUCUUUUGAUGUUAGCAGUGAGAAACUCGUGGAUUUAAGUUUUCCUGAAGAAGCUAUGCCACCUCCAAGUCAUAGGUAUGGAUCAGUGCAUAAAAAUGUGGGAGUGUUGGGAGACUGCCUCUGUUUAUCUUUUAUUGAUGGAUACCAAGUAGAUCUGUGGGUGAUGCAGGAUCAUGGGGUGAGAGAAUCUUGGACCAAACAAUUGACGACGUCUACCCAACUGUCAGUUAUCCGAUAUUCACGGUGUAAUCCGAUAUGGUAUUUGGAAAGUGGCGAGAUUCUAAUGCAAGCUCCCGGUGAUUUAGUUUUAUAUCAUCAAAAGAAUGAAAAAGCUAGAAGUGUUCGCUUCUAUGGUGUCGAUAUGGGUAUGGGAAGCAUUGGAGAUAGUUAUCUGGAGAGUGUAGUUUCUCUUAAAUCGGGUACUUAUGUGGAGAAAAGGGAAAGGUCUAUAAAUGGUGACUUGAAGAAGCCACCACGAAGACUGGGAGCUGCGAAAGUAAAUGUAAGUGCACACUGGACUGAUGAUAUGGAACAGGAAUUCUGUGAACUAUUGGUUGAACAAAUGGUUGGUGGCAAUGUACCAAAUUUAUUGGGCAAUGCCGCUUGGGGUCUCAUUAAGGACGAAUUCAACAGAAAAAUGGGAGAGUCUUUGUCUGUAAAUCAGAUAAAGAGUCGCUAUUAUAUGUUAAGGUCUAGAUACAAAGAAAUUACGAGAUUUAUGUCCUUAGGAGGCUUGAGGUGGGAUCCAGAUGAGAAAAAAGUUGUGGUUGAGGACGAAAGAGUGUGGGAGGCAUAUGUCAAGGAGAACCCUGAUGAGGCGUGCUACAAGACAUUAAGUUGCCCCAUUUAUGAAGAACUGUGUGUCCUAUUUGGUGAUUCACCUGUAACCAAAUUUCAUGCCCCGGCGGAGAACAAUGAUGUCGAAGCACCAAAUCUGCCAUUCAAGCAAGGGUCAUCAGCUUCUAAUCGACAAGAGGAAGUGGGUGAAAACUCCAAUGCUGAAUGUAAUUAUCGGGGAAAGCGAAUAGCUCCAUCAACAAGUAAAUGUGGUCCAAGUAAGAAAGCGGCAAUCAAUAGUUCAGGAUCUAAUGAUGCGACUACAAGGAUUUAUGUUCCAGCUGUUGACUUACAAAACGACCCUUAUUCCAUACCAAACUGCACCAAGCAUUUGCAGUCUCUUAAAGGUGUGAGUAUUCAAAGUAUAAUGGCUGCAUUAGAGAAAUUUCAAGAUGUUGGAUGGAGACAAGUUUUUAUGUCAUUAGAGCCUAGUUUGCAAAAGGAAUGGCUAAAAAGUAUUGGGUCAUAGAUCUUCACAGAGUUAUGAUUUUAGUCAGGAUUAAGCUUCCUUCUGGAGCAAAAAAGAUUGUACCAAGUGGGUGCCGUGCUAUGAUUGGCCAAGUUGCCAGUGGAGGCAGGACCGAGAAGCCCAUGUUGAAAGUAGGAAAUGCUUAUCACAAGUAGAGUGAAGAGAAACUCCUGGCCCAAGGUUCGUGGUGUUGCUAUGAAUCCAGUUGAGCAUCCUCACUGAGGAGGUAACCACCAGCAUAUUGGACAUGCCAGUUCUGUUUGUCAGUGAUGCACACCUCCUGGAGAAAAGGUUGGUUUAAUUGCUGCUAGGAGAACUAGACGUCUUCACUGGCAGGCUGCUGCUCUUUUACUGUUUUAGUUUGUUUGCAUCAGUCUUUCCUAGUUUGACCAAUGAGAGGUACUGUCAGAAGGGUACUUUUAAUUUUAUUAUCUACAGAUAGUGUAGGAUGAUCAGAUUUUUAAUCUCUCUCUGAACUGCAAGUUUGUAGCUUGAGCAAUAUACUGACUCUAACAACACAAUUCUACGAGUCACGCGUCACUCUUUGCUAA